Messenger RNA from Hyalella azteca, 10629 nucleotides. RefSeq names its product mucin-12. The coding region runs from base 1 to 2964 and encodes 987 amino acids. Lineage: Eukaryota; Metazoa; Arthropoda; Malacostraca; Amphipoda; Hyalellidae. The record is from RefSeq and is a predicted model, not a curated record. The transcript is spliced from 3 exons.
AUGAAGCCUGGUAGAGCUACUGACGUGCAGCGGCCUCAACACUCACCUUCACAUGCCUCUCUUCCUCCAAAUGCCUCUUUCCCUACACAUGCCUCUCUUUCUUCAAAUGCCUCUCUUCCUCCAAAUGCCUCUCUUCCUCCAAAUGCCUCUCUUCCUCCAAAUGCCUCUCUUCCUCCAAAUGCCUCUCUUCCUUCACAUGCUUCCCUUCCAUCACAUGCCUCUCUGCCUCUCAACGUAUCCCUUCCUGCACGCACGGUAACCUCUCUUCCUCCAAAUGCCUCUCUUCCUCCAAAUGCCUCUCUUCCUCCAAAUGCCUCUCUUCCUCCAAAUGCCUCUCUUCCUCCAAAUGCCUCUCUUCCCCCAAAUGCCUCUCUUCCUUCACAUGCCUCUCUUCCUUCACAUACCUCUCUUCCCUCACAUGCUUCCCUUCCUUCACAUGCCUCUCUUCCUCCUUCUCAUGCUGCUCUUCCUUCACAUACAUCUCUUCCUUCACAUACCUCUCUUCCUCCAAAUGCCUCUCUUCCUUCACAUGCUUCCCUUCCAUCACAUGCCUCUCUGCCUCUCAACGUAUCCCUUCCUGCACGCACGGUAGAGGAUUCAUCUUCACGCAACCUCUUCCCGGCUGGUGUCUCAUCACUUAACUUCCCACCUGACACUGUGGCGGCCACCCCACCAUCUGUCCUUGCUUCACUAAACCGUUCUCCCGGACUACUAAUGAAGCCCGAUUGCCAGCAUCCAAGCUGCCUCGAGUCUUUUUGUUCUUCAAAUUCAUUAGCUCAGCUUAGCCCAGCCCAACCUGUGCACUCAUCUUCACCGCGCAAGUCCCAGGCUCUUGUUCAUAAUUCGUCCCUGAGGUGCAACUUGCUCGGGUAUUCUAGUCGCUGCUCUCCCCACAAAUCGCACUUGUUUGGCAUGUCAAGUCGUUCGUAUCAUCAUAAGUCACACUCGCUUGGGUACCCAAGGCGUUCUUCUCCCCACAAAUCUCAGCCCCUUGGUCCUGCGCAAUCAAGCCGUAAGACUCACUCCUUGGGCCACCCCAAGCACUCGUCACCUCGACCGUCUCACUCGGCGUCGCUUUAUUCACGUCGCCACCGUCUUGACCCCGUCACGCUCUCGCCCUUUUUGCCCGAGCGUUCCAGUAGCCACAACCUACCUCUGUCAUGUGAGCAGUAUGAACUGCAGCAGGGAAGAGCUCGCUUGGAGACCUCUACCUCCAGUGAGAGUAGCAGCAGCAGCAGCAGUAUAUCAUCUAACAAUUCAGAGUGUUCAACAUGUGCUCGAUCGCAGUCGCUUUCUUUGGGAUCGUGCAAUUCAUGUUUUUUGUCUCGAAAUGCUUCUCAUACUCUGGAAGCUGUUGGCUCGGACAGUAGCGACUUGAUGCCUGUGUUUAGCGAUGCCAGCGAUAGCUUCUCAGCGUGUGACGUGCCCUCUGGCAACAAGCUUGCAGCAACUGAAGGUUUUGCCUUGUAUAAUACUGAGCAAGUUCUUAACACCGACCCCGCGCUCGUGUAUAAAGACGAAUCCAACUUACUUGGUAGUGCCAACUGUAGCGGAGUGCAGCGUUUUGAAGGCCCUAAGAACAGGAUUGAAAAUUGCAAUAACCAGCCGAGCUUGACGGACGCAAGUUUGGGGGGAAAUGCCGGCAAGCACCGCAGUGCCUUCAACUCCCUCGAUUCUUGCUACUCUGACCAUCUCAGCAACUGUACAGAUAAUGCCCGCGACCACACUGGCGAAGCUGUGGGCUCGUGCGCUUCAUCCCAGCCCUUCGUGUGCAGCCCACGUCCUGCCAUGCCUGUUUGGUGCUGGCCCAAUGAUAGUUCAAGCUGCAACAUGCCGGCCUUGUUAUGGCCAACUACUCCGCAGUACAGUCCCUACUCAGCCCCGCCCAUGCUCCUCCAACCUUCACCAGUUGCUUCCUCUUCGCCGUUCCACUCGUGGUUGUGUCCUUGCCAACAUCCCUCUCAUUAUCCCGCCGCUGCCCCGCAUUUCUUCUACUCUUUCCCCACGCCUUCCUCACCGUCCGUGACUGCUGCUCCUUCUGCACGCAAUUCCUCCAUCACGUCUCAGUGUUCGGGUCAGUGGCCCUCACGCAGUCAGGCUUCUUCUUUAAGCGCCUCGCCACCGGCGGCUGCUGCAGCGAGUGUAGGCCAGCCAUCGCACUACUACGCGGUCUACUCGCCUUACCCCACCGCGCACACAAGCCCCGCUGCCACCGUCAUGUUCCACUACCCUGGUCUCGUGGCGCUGCAGGAGAGUCAUCAUGGCCUUGGUGACCUGGAAAAUGUUUCCUCUGUGAACGCCAGGGAUGUUUCAGGAGUGUCCAGCAAUUCUGGUGUGGAGAGUUGUUCAGGGACGGAAACCCGCGCCGUUAGUUCGUGCGGGGCUUCUACUUCCGUCCUGUACUCGAAUACUCUGUUGGCGCACUCAGUCCCAGGCAAGCAGACGCCCGUCUUUGAUACUCAUGGCUCGAGUGGUUGUCAGACCUCAGAAACUUCACCUCCUCAUGGCACUUUUACUGCUGCUGCUGCUGCCUCGCCUCAAGGCACCUGUGCUGCUGCUGUACCGCUUUGCAGCCCAGGUAUGACGACUUUCUUCACCAAUGCUGCUACUGCUGCUGCUAAUUCUAGCUCGACUUCGAACAAGGCCCCUACAGCUGCAAUGUUUUGUGAUCAUUUGAGACCUACGAGCAGCACUUCUCCCACUGCUGGGGCCAAGUACAGGAACGCCGAUGUAUCCGCUACCACUGUUUCCCCAGCAAUUUCUGUUUUCCCUGCUCCUGCUGCUCAAGUUCCUUUCUUGGCUAAUCCUUCCACUCCCUGCUCAUCAUUUCCUAUGCAUUCUUUGCUUCGCGGGCAGAACACCUUGCCUGCUUUCGAUGUGCCACCCGCACGUUAUGUUGAAGCAAACACCUCUGCUAUUCAGUCUCCUACAACUUGUUCUGCUACGGCUUCUCCAUUUCGGUAGCGUUUGUAUGCUGUAAAACGCGUUCAAAAUUGGAAUUUGAUUAUGUGAAUACCGAAAUUUCAAAGUUGUAUCUCUAUUACCGUAUAUGCUAAACUUGCACCAGCUGUGGUGAUAGCAUAACCCAGUGCAACGUCUUUGCCUCAAUUGGCAAGUUUUCAUCUAAUUUCUCGUCACGUGUGCGUGCUAAAGAUAUUAUUCUAUAUGACAAAUUAAUGUCGUUCUCCUUAGAAACAUCGGGUGUAACAACUCGACUGUAGGCUUGCAAUAUAUUGUACCGGUGCAUUUCUUUUGCUCACCAUAAAGAUUCUGUCCACACGAUACUCGUACGUUGGUGGUGCUGAUGUUUUGCAACUGCUCUUCUCCAGUUCUAGUUUUGUUCAACGUACAACAUCGCCGCGCGUUUGCGAUAUGUUCACUCAUACGGAGUGGGAUGUUCGUCUUCUGAGCAGAGACAGUUGCUCGCAGGCGUUGUAGCUCUGGCUAAUAAAAAAAAAUUAUUAUGUAUGUCACGUCAAUUUCGCUAUAAACGCUGAUCUUGCUCUCGUUGGAAUAGUGUCAUGGAAAUGCUGUAUGGUUUACAAAAUUUUUGUUCAGGAGAUGGAAUUUUGGUUAAACAGGAGGAGGGUUGUCGGAGCUGCACGGUGCACUGAAGACCCUGUUCGAUUUCCAAGCGAUGCACUGAAAGCGAACCUGACGUCGUCGUUCUUGACCGUCUUUUGUAGUUGAUUGUUCCGUUAAUCGUUUAGAUGAGCUCCAGUUCGAUUAUAUGUGCUUAUCAUUUAUCCAGGGAAAGAAAACCGAAAAUUUAAAUUGUAAUGUUAGUAAUCAUUUUUAUUUUGAUGCAUUUGCACAUCCAUUUUGUACGUUGAUCGCAGCAGAUUGUAGGACAACGAGAAUGAGACGGAACUAAGAUGUCGGUCGCACUGUCGUGUUUAGCUCGACAUGCGUCCAUUCACGACUUCAUUCAAGUAACGAUAUCAUAAAGUCCUAGUAAAACUAUAGCUCCUAGUAUCUCUUGUAAGUGAAGAUGAUUGUAGUGCAUCCUAUUUAAGUGUAUAAUAGUUCUUACAUAGUUACAGUUAGCUGGUGACUCCGAUGUAAGCAAACAUUCAAAUGCUCUUACGUUGCUGACUUGAGACCUCGACGCGUACGGCGUGAGACGAGCACUCAAGCGGCCGAGCCUUGCGACCCUCCUGUGAUUUGAUGGCGUUGUUGAUGUUCAUUGUUAAUGGUUGCCUUCAGUCAUAGGCUUUUCUUAAGACCCUCACGUUUUUCUUAAUUGUUGCUCACGUGUCAGCAGAAAUCACCUGACUAUGCAAAACAUUGUUGAGUAUUGCGUUCUGUAUUUCGAGGGUCGAGUAGAAGAAAACAAUUGAAGUUUGUGCGCGUGACCCUUUGUGGUAAUGUUGAUACUGAACACUUGAUUCCUCUUGUUCAAUUUAGUUAAUGGUCGCUGAGGCAUUACGCCUUCUUCUCUGAGGUAGCUCUUCAAAGUUGUAACGUAGCAUCGACUGUGUUAACUUCUUCGUUAUUUUACGAUUAAUCUUUUUCAACAUCUCCCUGAAGCGGAUCAUAAAAUUUACUGGCAUUAAAAUGUGCUCUUUGUGGCAUUAGUUGCGUUAGCGUGAGCCGACACGGGGUUAGUUCCGAAGAUAGUUCUCCGACUACCUCUUAAUUUAACGUCGUUUAUUUAUUUCAUUUGCUUAAUCAACAUAUGAUUUUAUCUACGUUUGUUGAACAAAGAUCAAUUGUGUGAAAUGUCUCCGCAAAGCCGCCUCGUGCGACUACACUUCACGUGCCAGAACCAUACCUUGUUGAGUGCCAAGUACGCGAGAUUCUCUUGAUCGUAGUUGCUUGGCAAUAUCUAUGCAUACCUUUUCGAUUGAUGCGUACACUUAUUACUAUGAGGUAAUGUAGGUAUUUAUCGUUCUUGUUGUAGUAACGUAGGUGCGGUACAAUGCCUUGCAAUGCGAGCAGUGGCGAGAUAAACCUUUAAUUAGUAUCGCCUAUUGUACACAGCAAUACGAGCGAAGGUCGAGUAUAGCGCUCCCAUCUGAGAGCUUCCUUGUCAUUUCAAAGUACGGCAAAUGCAAUAAUUCUAACCUAACUGAAGUUGGCAGUCAUGUUUAGCUCCUGUAGUCUGAAGAAAUAAUUACAUUUUCAUUUACACUCUCGUGAACAUUCAAGUUUAGCUGUGAAGGGCUCCAGUUUUUGAUGCGACACUUGCUGUUCCAUGCUGAUGUAAAUUUUGUAUCAUUUUAUCAAGAAAGACACCGUGUGUUUGACGGAGCAGUCCUGCAUCGCUGUUUUCUAGAAAGCAUAGCACGUGUCUCGCCCUUCGACAUUUUUUAUUGUUAUUUUUUUUUUGCAAAAAACUUGAUUUCAGUGUCCGGAGUAGCAAAAUCUUAAAACGCCAUGAAGGAAAUAUUUCCAUAAAAAUUUGAAUGCCAGUGUUCCUGAUGAUAAUGAUUUAAUAAUUUGAUACCAUAGAUAUUGUUGUUACAUUAGGUUUCGUGCGAGGAAUUAAUCUCGGCGUCCUGAAGACAUUAUUAAUUGUAAUGCCGAUUAUCGGGGUUAACAUUUCAUAUGUUAAUCACACAAAGUCCCUCUAUGCAACCUAGAUAGCCGAUGCGUGAACCCGCCAUGUUUUGUGACGACUGUAGCUUCCGUAAAUGCCGUCUCUACUGACUUGUCUUCUUGGUGUUUCUGUAGUAUAUCUCAUUAUACGUUGGUCUUCUCGUCCAUUGCAGUUACUAAUACCACUACUCGUACUGAUUGAACUUGUCAACGGUACUAUGGUGGCCGUGGCGCUGCUGCAAGGUGCUUCUGCUAGCACCAGCUUGUGGUAGUUUUUGUUGUAGUCACGUACAUAUAUUGUUAUUGAUCAACGAAACUUUAUAAGGCACGUCUUCCAUCUUAAACUUUUUGAAUUUGUUGCUAGAGAAAUGUUAUAGGUUCUAUUUUUUACUGUAAUUUACCAAAGUUUGUAAUUCUGUGGCAUUUUCGAUCAAAUGCAGGACUCGUGUAACUGAAGCGGACCAUCCAAUUCUUGCGUUAUAUUUGGUCGCGGACGAUGUGGUUGACAAGGCUAGUAUUCCUCCUACCUUCUGGGCACUAAUUCUGAGCUCUUAAUACACGAUGUUCUCUUCUACUGAUUCUCAAAUCCUUCUUCGCCUUUAUAUACUUGUGUAUUUCUUCAUAGUGAACAUUGUUUAGUUCGGCUCCUAAACCUAGCAUUUCCUCGAUAGAAAAUUAUUAUUGUGCGAAACUUAUUUCUGCAGUAGGUUCAGCUCCUCAACUAUUCGUUGUCAAAUUGUAAAUCUUCCGUGUCAUCUGCUCUAACUUUAGUUACGAAUGAGAUCCAGCUACCGUCAAUCUCAAGCAACUGUCAUGUGAUGGAUGCAAUCUUAUCUUCUUUGAAUAUUUUCUAAAGCUAACCUUCUUAUCUUCAUCUUCUUCUUUUGUACCAUGAAGCGUCGCUCCCUUCUCUCCGUUGUACCCGCUGACCCCUCAGUUCCCUCCGAACCUUGGUCUUCUAUUCGCUUAUCGCGGUUGUUUUCUAAGUCGUUAUUGACCAAUUUGACUCGCUGUUAUUGCAAGCGAUGUGCCUUCUUGUUGUUACACCGUUAGACCCCGAGCAGCCUCCGCUCCCGGGAAAUUCGUUGGUUACGUCACGCGCAGGCACGGCCAGUUGCUCGCAAGAGUUCUUUGCUUGCGAACAUUCAUUGCAACCUCAUGCCUUCCAAAAAGCGACCUGGCUACCGACAUAGCUGGCAAUUGAGAAGUGUUAUUCUUCCGAUUUGGCCUCGUCUUGACCGUGGCAUUAGGUUUCUUGCCAUUCCCUUCCUUUAAUUUGCGGUUGCCAGGACACGUUCUCGCGUUGUUGCGCCGCGAGUCCAGGUUUCACGUGGAAGUUUCCCGUGUAGCGUUAGCUGUUAUGUUGAUGUUUCAUUCUAUUGUAUUUUAGGACGCGGACGAUGCACGAAGAUCGUAAUUCCGCGGCUCUGAUUGGAUAAAAUUGUUUUGCUGCAUCGCCCUCUCUUGGUGCUCUUGCUAGACAAUAACGCUCUCACCUCUUUAGUGAACACUUAAUCUCAUUCGUAGAUGAUAGAAUAGUGAAAACCGUAGACAUUAGUAGUGAGUAAUGUGGUGAUGCGAGUGUUUGGCGUGUUAUGACGACCGUCUGGUUCCUUCUUUGGUGUUGUGCGUGGUGUGGUCAUGUCAUCAUAUAAGAACACUCGUAUGAGCACAUCUUGUGAGCAUGCAACUCUAGAGGUUCCGUGUCAAGGUUCUUGUGGUGAUUAUUUUUGUCAGUGUUUGACCGCGUGUACGAUGCUCGGUGUUCGUCUUAUUACCUGAAUUUGAUAUUACCUUGUUGAACGCUGGAUGUAUCCUAUAUCUGAGAGCCAAACAGCUAAUAUCUAAUGGCUUAUUUGCGGCUUCACGCUUCAAAUUUGAAGCAGAAAAUUCUGACUCCAGCUAACGAUGAUACAUUCAGGCAGCGUUUACCUCUGGGCGUUUCUCUGAGAUGGCCAAUAUUGUAUAAGAGUACGAGUAGUAUGAAUAAUUAAUUUCCUUUUGAUGAAGAUUAUAAUGUAGUUGAUGUUGCACGAAUGCAAACUCGCGAUUAAUUGUCUACUUCUGUGAAAUUUUUCGAGUGCGUGGAAUACUGGUUAUCCUUAUGAGCUUAAGGUACGAUAUAAAGUCUUAGGUUAUCCUGUAAGUGCGGAUCUGAUUCUUUCUUGUUUCUGUUCGUCAUAAACUCAUUGAGAUGAGAUAAAUUUAAAGAGUAUUUAUGAAAUUCUAUUGAAAUUGUCCCUUAUUCCAUUCUCUGUAUAAUUGGUUUAGAAAUGUAAUCAAUAUUUAAUGAAAGUAAGUAUUUAUUUACUCUUUAUCUAACUAGACCCGAUGUGUCUGUUGUUCCAAUGGGGUAAGGUGCUCCGGGCUUUCAACGUGAAGAUGGAAGUCGUAACUAUAAAAUAUCCGGAGUUUAAUUCCGUUCCAAUUGAGAAGAUUCUUAUACCUACUUCGAUCGUAAGUGAAGUUCCACCGAAUGAUUGUUAUCUAAAAUAAGUGCGCAAUAUUUGCCUGUCAUUAUUGUCGCGAACGAUCAGCUUGUAUUGUAGUGUUCUCGCAUACUGUUUUCCAAUGAGACCAAGUCUUUAUUUGAUUGAUAUUUGCGUAGGUAUUUGCUUUGUAAUUUGUAUUGGUCCACUUUUAACUCCUAUUCUUUUGCGGGUAUUCGCUUCAUACUCGGAUAUAGGUUCACUUCUAAAAUCUCUCGACACAAAUGUUACCCAAAAGAUAUUUUGCGGUGGAUCAUUUUCUUUAUGGUAGGGUAACGAAACGAGCCGUGUUAGUAUUACAGUGUCGACUUAGUACACCAACUGCUAAGAACUGUUGAAGUACUGAUUGCCUAAUUGAGCUGCUUAUUAAUUUUCAAUUUUACAGUUGCAUUUAUUUUUUCUAAAUUCGAUGUAUGACCAGCUGUAGAACUUGGCAAAAAUAGGUUCGUGUGAACAAGUCUUGCUAAUCAGUACGCACGUGGCAACCGAGUGAACUAUUUCUAAAUGCUUCUUUGUACCUCAAUAUUGAAUCGUUACGAGUCGCAUAUAUUGUAGUGUGACUAUUAUCUUUCAUAUUAUUUCAUAUUUACUUCGUUUGGAAGCAAGGGUCUUUUUCAAGAUCCAGUAGCUUCCAAGCGUCAUUUUUUGGGCUGAAUUUGGCCACGUCGAAACGUUGCGAACAUGUCAUCGUCUAUGACGUUAUGGUCUUCUUUGUUGUACACAGCAAUAGCUUGAGUUUGCGCUAAUGUUUACGCCGCACGUACUCAUUGCGAGCGCUGAACCAGAUCUUUAAGUUUCUUAUUGUAAAGCCAAACGUUGACAGACUUCAUUGGCAGCCGUAUCUUCGUAAUUCAAACGCUGGCGUGGUUACCGUAUAUUUUAUGUGAAAGAAUUGCCCUUGAUUUUUUUCUUAUGGUAGCCAACAACAAAGUGUAGCCUUUACUGACUUUCUAUUGUCUCUGCAUUUAACGCGGUUAUGUCUCUCAUAUGCAUGAGUCUCGCCCGUCAUGAUGAUGGACGUAGAGAGCAUGAGUCUCUCGCCCGUCAUGAUGAGGGACGUAGAGAGCAUGAGUCUCUCGCCCGUCAUGAUGAUGGACGUAGAGAGCAUGAGUCUCUCGCCCGUCAUGAUGAUGGACGUAGCUCGCCGCGUUGGUCGGUAAGCGUCACUGUAAGCAGCGCUGUAAAGCCUGCAUUGGAGCAGCCUGGGAGGGCGACCUGAUGCUCUGCGCAUUUGCUGUUAAUAUCUAGCACGGCUAUUACCAUCUCUAUGUAUAAUAACAUCUAUAUUUUAUAGUCAUUCUGUACGGAGAUAUCAACUUUUUUUUGUCUUGAUGAAAAUUUUUGAGUUCUGUUUGUAUUUCAGAAGCGAUGAACAUGUACGGAUUUGAAAAUUUUAUUUUGGAAUGAUAUUCCGGUAUAGAGUACAUACCGAUUAUAGUGUUUAAAUUAGACGUAAUCCUGUCUCUCUGGCUCCGGCUCUACGGUCAAAGCUGCUUCAGCUUUACUCCCAUCACUAUCAUUGUUAUCUUAAUUUUUCAUUGCUAACUUCAUAACAAUUCAUCGAGUGGUUUUCAUUAUGAUUGAUGCAAUAUUUGGAAUUAUCGAGUUCUACUUCAGAGUUCUUGGUGAAAAUUGUAUUUUUUAUUUCCCGUAGAUGCUAUGAUGCCCCUCACAGAUGUGGUUGAUUAUCAACUUUUGUAGAAAAUUGCGUGUAGAAUUUUUGCGACCAUUUUGUAGAGAAUUCUGGAAUUAUUAAUUGAUGGGAUACUCCAUAUGAAGUUGAAGCUUAAGAAGACUUGACCGUGAUGCCGGCGCCGAGGCGUGCACAUAAUAGUAAGCGUAAUUUUAGUGACGGAGACAUUCAACAGAGAAGAGCGACUGCAGAUCAGGACAACAGAGGGAGUGAGGUGCAGGAUGAAAACCAAAGGCGUGAGCAUUUGUUAUGAUGAACUGUGACGUCAACUGGGCCAGCCAAAGCUUGUACCGAGUGCCGGACUUGUGAUGCUGUGAGUGGUGCAGCGCAAGCGUGUCGUUUGAAUAGCUCGAAGGUUUACCGUGCGCGGUAGCCUCGUCUGAAGCCCUUGACAUCGCAAGGUUCAUUUAUGGUCACGACGCUCUCCUCUCACACCCCGUGUAUAAUUUAAUUAUCAUAAUUAAAACGCUUCUGUGUAUGGUUGUACUGAGUCCUUGGGUUACAAUUGUGUAACAAUAUUAUUCAUCACAAUUGAAAUUUGUUCAAGAAUGUUGGAUUCUUAAGGAAUUGUUUAAAUCCCGUCGAUCAUCGGGGGUCUCCUGCGGAGUGUAUUUCGCAGGAUACCUAACCAUUCAGUUUUUUAUUAGAAAACUUUGUAAAGAUUUUUUUAGAUGUAAUCAAGUCAAUUGCGUUUCAUAGCACCUUGCAUUAAGGCUACUUUUCUGUUACGAGUAGAAAUGACUGUUCUACGUUCAUCUUCCAGCGCAGAAAGAACUCACUCCCUCUGUUCUAACGUCCCCUGACACCCAUUGAUUUGUCGUACUUAGCAUUACAUCAUGUCCCUGUUCAUGUGUAUAAGAGGUACAUGUGUUUGUGGUACUAUCGAGUAAAAUUAACUGUGCUCUU